AUGAUCAACUUGUUCAAGAAAAACAUUCACUCCUUCUUGAGUUUCACCACCACUGACACUACAAUUGGUGAUGACGAUGAUGAUGAUCACUACAAGCUUCAACUUCAAUCUCAUUACCCCAUUUCAGGGUUGGGUCUCGUCACGGCCACAAGGGAUGUACAUAGGCCUCCGAAUGUUCUGGAAUCUGCCACGUUGAAGCCCAACAACAACCCUCCUCCUCCUCCUCCGCCGCCGCCGUCGUCGACGUCACCGUCCAGGAUUGAAUUCAUCGACGAUAUCGGCGGCGGAGUUGACGGGUUGAUGUCUUGCACCGAGAGUCUAGGGUUUGAGAGUUCCGACGAGAGAAGGAUCAGCGAUAAUCGAAUGGACAAAAUCGAUGACAAGAAUGGUGAUGGUGAUGAAAAGGUGAAUGAUGAUAAUGACGAUGAGGUUUGGCAGAGAAGGAUGAUGAGAGCUGAAGGAAGAGGAAAUUGGAGGAAGGUUAGGUCGUUUCCGCCGCCACUUUCGUCGUUGAACCGGAACGGUAAACCGAGUUUUUUUCUCCGACCGGUGAGGAAAGACGGGAGGUUAGAACUCACAGAAGUGAGAAUACAGCGACCGGAGAUUCUGCAUGCUUCACGACAUGAUGGACGGUUGACAUUGCAUCUUAUUCCAGAUCAAAGUAUUCUAGAAGAAGAGGAAGAAGAAGAAAUAAUAUCAGAUGAGGAGGAAGAAGAAGAAGAAGAAGAGAGGGUUGCAGAGUGGAGGUUCCGAGUGGGAGGGAAAGAAGGGAUUAAGAGGUGUCACGAAAUGGUGAACCAACAUCAUCAUCAUCAUCAUCAUCAUCAUCAUGUUCAUGCAAACCAUCAUCAUCAUCACCACCUUCGAAUGUGUGGAAUCAGCAUUGUGUGA
Gastrolobium bilobum is the source of this 891-nucleotide messenger RNA. RefSeq lists its product as uncharacterized. NCBI's taxonomy places the organism in Eukaryota, Viridiplantae, Streptophyta, Magnoliopsida, Fabales, Fabaceae. Bases 1 to 891 code for a protein of 296 amino acids. The record is from RefSeq and is a predicted model, not a curated record. The transcript has a single exon.